This is a messenger RNA of Diabrotica balteata, 1907 nucleotides long. The record is from the annotation of a GenBank genome assembly. NCBI's taxonomy places the organism in Eukaryota, Metazoa, Arthropoda, Insecta, Coleoptera, Chrysomelidae.
UACAAACCUAAUGUGGUGGUGCAGCCAUGGGGUUGCUCAACUGGACCAUUUCUCCAGCAGCCAGGGUGAUGGACCCCCUUGACGGAAGAAUUCAACAUCUGGGCUGGAAUAUACCAAGUGAAGAGCUCAUCCACAUUCCAGAACAUUGGCUAGCAUUUCCUGACGUGGAUAAGAGCCUUCAUUUCAUGCUCGGCAUCGUUUACUUCUUUUUCUUUAUAGCUGCGAUGACUGGAAAUGGAAUGGUGCUAUGGAUAUUUUCCUCGGCAAAAUCUCUUCGAACAGCGUCCAAUAUGUUCGUGGUAAACCUAGCCUUCUGUGAUUUCUUCAUGAUGCUGAAAGCCCCAAUUUUCCUAUACAACGCCUUCCAUCACGGGUAUGCUUUGGGUCAUACGGGUUGCCAAAUUUUUGCAGCCAUGGGAUCACUAUCAGGAAUAGGUGCAGGAAUGACAAAUGCUUGUAUAGCCUACGACAGAUAUACAACAAUCACCAGACCGUUUGAUGGAAAAAUUUCUAAAGUGAAGGCUUUUUUAAUGAUCAUCUUAGUAUGGAUUUACACUGUACCUUGGACGAUUUUUCCUUUAUUGGAAAUUUGGGGACGAUUUUCUCCAGAGGGCUUUUUAACUACUUGUAGUUUUGACUACUUGACUAGGACUUUCACUAAUAGGGUGUUUGUUGGUACCAUCUUUACGUUCUCAUACGUCUUCCCAAUGUCACUGAUAAUCUAUUUCUACAGCCAGAUUGUCAGCAAAGUAUUCAGCCAUGAAAAAGCGUUAAGAGAACAGGCAAAGAAAAUGAACGUAGAGUCCCUUCGAGCUAACCAGCAACAACAGAACGAAUCUGCGGAGAUGAGGAUAGCUAAGGCUGCACUGACUGUAUGUUUCUUGUUCGUUGCUUCCUGGACACCUUACGCUGUUCUGGCGCUGAUAGGGGCGUUUGGGGACCAGUCGUUACUAACUCCUGGAGUGUCUAUGAUACCUGCAUGUACUUGCAAACUGGUAGCUUGUAUAGAUCCUUAUAUUUAUGCAAUCAGCCAUCCAAGAUAUAGACAGGAGCUUCAGAAACGCCUUCCUUGGUUAGGUGUAAAUGAACCAUCUGAUACACACUCUACUGCCACGGAAGCAACAGCACAGCAAUCUGCAACAGCGUAGUGUCUGUAGAAGGAUUGAUUAUUCGAGAUUUGUCUGAUUUUGGAGUUUAAGUGAUGUUUUUGAUGUUUACAAGAUUCAAAAUCAUAUUGUUUUCACAUUUUUCUAGUUCACUUGAACAUCAUAUUAUUCGAAAAUUCCAAAAUGAUAAGUAAAAUGGCAAGAAAUUAUAUAUUUAUCAGAAAUCUUCUACUUCUCUUUUCUGAAGGAAAACACUUGUUUGGAAAAAAGGAUAUUUAAAUAACGAAGAACAAUAAUGUGAAAAUAAUAUGAUGGUUCUUAAUUACAAGAAUAUUAAGAAUAUUGCAUAAUUAUUAUUAUUGGAAAAAGUGUAUGCGUCUUCUAAAAUAUACAUUUUUGCAAUGAACAUGUAAUAUUUAUCACAAAAAACGUUGCGAACUUUGUAUAUCUCAUUUUAUGCUAGAAAAUCAGUUAUAUAAUUCUCAAAUAACAUACUAGAUUUGUAUCGAAAUGAAGAUUUUGGAAAUCAUUGGAAAAAUGACACGGCUAUUCAAAAAGGUAUUUGCAUUUGAUAACACUAUAAUAUUGUCUGUGGUAUAACCACACCCGUUUAAAAACAAAGUAAAAAUUUCUUAAAAACAUUGAGUUGUUGUCUAAUAUCUCUAAUUUCAAUUAAAAGAGAAAUUUAGAAGUAUGUAAAUGUAAGGCAUUUGAAAAUUUUGAACUACCUACCUGUUACCAAAAUGUUAUCAAAUAAACUGUACAUAUUAUGUAAUCAAAUAUAACACAAGCAAUUAAUUA